GGUCACUACAGAUCCCAUGAUGCUCUGCGACACAAACCGGGUUCAGUAGUAUGGAGCAGGGGUUCGUAACAAGUGAACACUGAACGCAGCUCGUCUCUUCCAAAUAAGAACCAUGAAAAAACUUUGGGUGAAUGCUGGCAUCAUUGGUUCGGUUUCUGCUGCAUUUGGCUCUAUUCUGUGGUCACAGAAAACAGAUGAGGCCAGUCCAAGUAGAACAUGCAGCACCUCAGAUAGUGACCUUGCCUCUCCUUAUGAGCUUCAACUGGUCCAAGUCUUGUUCCGACAUGGUGCACGGACCCCACUGAAGACUAUUCCUAACAUUAUGGAGGCUCAGUGGGUACCAACUCUCCUGGAGCCUCCCCCACACACCCACAUUGACUUUGUUGUAACAGAUCUCAACGGCGGCCCCAGACCUUUUGCUCCUUUGGAAGAAGACUAUCGGAAAAAUGUCUUGAGCGGCGGCUCAUUUGCCGGUCAGCUGACCACAUUGGGCAUGCAGCAGCUCUAUGAACUGGGCAAAAGGCUGAGGCAGAGAUACAUUGAAGACAGCCCCUUUCUUUCUCCUGCAUUUAGUCCAGCUGAAGUCUACGUUCGUUCUACUAAUAUUUGGAGGACUAUUGAAUCUGCCAAGUGUCUGGUAGCAGGGCUCUUUCAGCAAAAACAAAAAGAGAUUUUGCCGAUAUUAACCACGGAUGCUGAAACUGAAAUACUAUACCCAAACUUCCGUGGCUGCAAGCUGCUCAAAAUUCUUGGCGGCCCCCGCUGGGCAGAGUCGUCCGCGCUGCCAGACAUCGCGGCCGACCUGCGGAGUAUACAGGAGGCGCUGGGCAUCGCGGCCGUGGCGCAGAAAGUCGACUUCAUCCUCAUUAGGGACGACAUGGUUGCCAGAGAGACUCAUGGCCUCCCCUGCCCUCCAGCGUUGGACACUUGGAGAAAUAAAGUGGAGCAGAGAGCUGUUGACAUGAUGUGUUACAUCUAUAACCCUGAAAAAAGGGAGAGCUUGCAGCUGUGUGUAGGUCCACUGUUGCAUAUUGUAUUAAGCAACAUUGAAGAUAAACUGCAGAGAGCUUCAUUGGAGCCGAACAGGAAGUUGUUGCUGUACUCUGUACAUGACACCACGCUAAUCCCAUGUCUCAUGGCCAUGGGAAUCUUUGACAUGAGAUGGCCACCGUAUGCUGCAGACAUCACCCUGGAGCUGUACAAACACAGACAAACCAAUGAAGCCUAUGUCAAAGUCUCAUACAUAGGCCAGGACCAGUUACUUCCUGGAUGCAGUGGAGUCUACUGCCCCCUCCAGGAAUUCAAACAGGUUCUCUCAGCUCACUCCCUGAGCUCUGAUCAUUACCAGUCACUUUGCAAUAGCACAGAGCAUUUACCUAAAUAGUUUACAUCACUCUUAUGUUUUCAACUUGCACCCAAAAUUUUCUUGUUUUAAGACCCCUUGGCCAGCAGUUAUGAUAUACAAUAUCUGUAUUGAAUUAAGUAAAAUGCUAUUUUAGAUACAGUCAGUGGUAUUAUCACUAUUAUCUGUAAAUUCCUGUACCUUCAGCUGUACACUUCAGCACUUUGGUUUAAUUUCCAUGUCCCGUCUGGCACUUUGAACCAUAGACCUCUGGAUAUGAGUCAGUUAACCAAAAAACAUUUGCUCUAUGUAUUAUGACAUAUCCUGACAUCAUGACAGCUUGAGGUGCUUGAUUUAGUUUUAAAACUUGUAUAUUAAAGCAUGUUAGAAAUAUUUAAA
Messenger RNA from Boleophthalmus pectinirostris (great blue-spotted mudskipper), 1741 nucleotides. RefSeq names its product acid phosphatase 6, lysophosphatidic (gene acp6). The record is from RefSeq and is a predicted model, not a curated record. Gene Ontology annotation, biological process: dephosphorylation. Gene Ontology annotation, molecular function: phosphatase activity. The coding region runs from base 113 to 1384 and encodes 423 amino acids. Lineage: Eukaryota; Metazoa; Chordata; Actinopteri; Gobiiformes; Gobiidae. The transcript has 11 exons.